CCUUGUCUUAAUGUGAAGCCUAUAAAAGAGCUUCUUCCACUCUCUUUGGAGAGAAACAUCUGUUGUUAUUGAAGACAGUGUUGCUGGUGAAUCCCAGGAUUUUACAAAACUACAAGAAUAAUGAGUGCAUCCAAACCCCAGAAAAGCUGUUCGGUGAGAAUCGGACACUCUCUGAAUAAGAACGAGGAAGAGUUUGUAAAGAGAAGGAAAGACAUCGUUCUAAAAUGCCUUGAGAAGCUCAAGAUAAAGUGUAGUCAGGUGCCAAAAAUUGCACUACUGGGUUCUGGAGGAGGAGAACGAGCCAUGGUGGGUUUACUGGGAUCCCUGGAUCAACUUGGUAAAGCAGGUCUUCUGGACUGUUUCCUCUAUCUGAGCGGAGUCUCUGGAUCUACAUGGUGCAUGGCAUCAUUAUACCAAGAACCGGACUGGUCCAGCAAUCUGGAGGCAGUGAAACAAAAGAUCGUGCAGAGACUCUUUGGUAGCGGAGUUAGCUGGAGUGAAGCAUUUUCCAAACUGGAAACUUAUUACCAUGAGAAGAAAGACAACUUCAGUUUGACAGAUGUUUGGGCAGUGAUGGUCGUCACUUCAUAUGUGAAAGAGAUAGACGAACACACACUCUCAGAGAGGAGCGGCAAGAACAGCAAAGACCCGUAUCCCAUCUACACAGUGAUCGACAAACAUUGCAAACAGCACAAAGAAGCAGACCCCUGGUUUGAGAUCACUCCUCAUGAAGCGGGUUAUUCCUUCAUUGGAGCGUUUGUGGACGUCUCUGAGUUUGGCAGUCAGUUUGAAAAAGGCUCAGAAAUUACAAAACAGCCUGAAAUGGACAUGCUCUACCUACAAGCUCUGUGUGGCAGCGCUCUUGCUGAUGGAGAUGAGAAUUCGAAAUUCCUUUGGCAAAGCAUAAAAGAAUUCUUUGUUCAUUCCAAAUCUACAAAUAUGUUUGAGGAAAUGCAGAAAGGAUCUCCACCUGUGGACAUUGGCUACCAGGUGCUCAUGGAUCUUGUGGACAUGAAUCUGAGUGUUUUGAAUGGCAUCGACCCGUCUCCUUAUGAUGAUUCCAUCAGAGCAAACCUGGAAGAACUUUCUGGAGGCAAAUCUCAGCUGAUUUUUGAAGUCGUAACACUCAAUCUCACUGACAAAGUGGACGCAAAAUUGGACAUGAAGCAAUACACAGAGGAUGUAUGCAACAAUUUGAAUGCAUGGUUCAGUUUCUGGCCAUAUGAUUGUUGGACGAGCAUUUGUAAAUGCAUGGCUGGGUCGAUCUGGGGCAGGAAAUAUAACUUUCUCUACAACACCACAGAUGAAUCAGUGCCUUCUGUUCUGCGGACAAGUGAGAUGAGAGACUAUGAGGAUGCUGGACUGUUGCUCAACUCACCGUUCAUCUCAGUGAUGAGAAAAGAGAGAGACGUUGAUCUCAUUAUUUCUCUGGAUUUCAGCGAUGGCGAUCCUUUCCUGACUGUGAAGGAAGCUGCUAAGAAAUGUGAGGAACGAAACAUCCCUUUCCCAAGAAUCAUCCCACCAAGUGAGGACUCUAAAAACCCAAAGGACUUCUAUGUGUUUGAAGGCAAAGGGAACGCUCCAACCGUGAUACACAUUCCACUCUUAAAUACCGUCAACUGUGGAGAUAAACUUGAGGAAAUGAGGAAGAAAUAUAAAACCUUUCAAGGGUCGUACAGUCAUGACAUGAUCAUUGAGCUCAUGGAGCUUGCUGGGAAAAACAUCACAAAUAACAAAGAGAAACUGGUGGAAGAGAUUCGUAAAGCAGCCAAAUGA
Xyrauchen texanus (razorback sucker) is the source of this 1776-nucleotide messenger RNA. Its product is annotated as cytosolic phospholipase A2 gamma-like. The transcript has 15 exons. The record is from RefSeq and is a predicted model, not a curated record. The coding region runs from base 121 to 1776 and encodes 551 amino acids. Gene Ontology annotation, biological process: glycerophospholipid catabolic process. Gene Ontology annotation, cellular component: cytosol; nuclear envelope; nucleoplasm. Gene Ontology annotation, molecular function: calcium-dependent phospholipid binding; calcium ion binding. Lineage: Eukaryota; Metazoa; Chordata; Actinopteri; Cypriniformes; Catostomidae.